AUGAGGUUUCUAGUCAACAGUUGGGUUAACCACCAGCCUUGCAACAUGAGCUGCCGUGUGCAAAAGUGUGGUGUUUGUGCGUGCUCAAGUAAAUCAGUCUCUCCCUCUGACAGCGUGCGAGCUGAAGACAAGCACAGAGGCUCCCUCGACUACAGUACGACUGAUGGCAAGAAGAGGAAGUGUGAUGACAAAGACUCGGUGGGACAUUAUGACAGUGAUGGUGAUAAGAGUGAUGAUAACUUGGUCGUGGAUGUUUCAAAUGAGGAUCCAUCGUCUCCACAAGGCAGCCCACCCCACUCGCCCCGUGGAAACGGCCUGGAUAAGUUUCACCUUUUGAGGAAGGAUGCUCCGAGCAGCCCUGCAUCCUUGGCUUCCUCGCGCAGCACGCCGCCCGCCAAAUCCAAAGAGGCCGUCCUGAAUGAGAAGGCCACCACUCCAGUGUCUAAAUCCAUUACCCCGACCCCCCGCAGUGACUCCUUGACCCCUGGCCCAAGCUCUGCAUCCAGACUGCGACAGAUCUCAAGCAAACCUUCCGUGGAUGCACUGGGUAAGAUCUUUGACCCCAUCCGUGACGAAAUGCCAGAUGGAGUUCACACAGGUGACAGUGAAGAGAGAAGGAGGAAUGAUUGUCUGUGUGGAACUAAUGCGUUGCAAAACCGAGACAACUACAUUCGCUCCUGCAAACUUCUCCCUGAUGGUCGUACUCUGAUUGUUGGUGGAGAGGCCAGCACACUUUCCAUCUGGGAUCUGGCUGCGCCAACUCCACGAAUAAAAGCUGAACUGACUUCAUCAGCUCCCGCUUGCUAUGCCCUCGCCAUCAGCCCUGACGCUAAAGUCUGUUUCUCGUGCUGCAGUGAUGGCAACAUCGCCGUAUGGGAUUUGCACAAUCAAACCCUGGUCAGGCAGUUCCAAGGCCACACAGAUGGGGCCAGUUGCAUUGAUAUUUCGAAUGAUGGGACGAAGCUGUGGACUGGUGGUCUCGAUAAUACGGUCAGGUGCUGGGACCUGAGAGAGGGACGUCAGCUACAGCAGCAUGACUUCACAUCCCAGAUUUUCUCCCUGGGGUACUGCCCGACUGGAGAAUGGCUUGCUGUCGGGAUGGAGAGCAGCAACGUCGAGGUUUUACACGUCAACAAGCCAGACAAAUACCAGCUUCACCUCCAUGAGAGCUGUGUACUCUCGCUCAAGUUUGCCUGUUGCGGUAAAUGGUUUGUAAGUACUGGGAAGGACAACCUCCUGAAUGCAUGGAGGACUCCAUAUGGAGCCAGUAUAUUUCAGUCAAAGGAAUCGUCCUCAGUGCUGAGCUGCGACAUUUCUGUGGACGAUAAGUACAUUGUCACCGGCUCUGGUGACAAAAAGGCUACAGUCUACGAAGUGAUUUACUGAGCAGCAACCUCUCAGCCAGCAAGUAAUCUAAAGGGACACCCAGCUGUUAAUGAACAUUGUAUUUAACUCGGGACAAAGUUCAGGACAACAACAGCUACUGCCAAAGCAGACUGCAUUUGUACUGUUCAAGGCUGCAAUAUACUAUAGAGCAAAAACCUUCAGAUAUGUUUAGGCGAAAGCAAAACACGUGGGACGUCUGUCUUGUUUAUACUACAUAGUGAAUUGUAAUUGUGAAAAUGUACAUACUUUUAAAAACAAAAUGGUUUUGCGUUGGCCUGUUUUGCCACAAAAUGAUCAUUCAUGGAUGAAGUCCUUUCUUUUAUACUGUCUUUACCUUCAGGAAGCAGGAUUCCUGCUGAAGAAAGCCUUGUAUUUAAUAUUGAUUGACCACAUCCACCACUGUAUAGGGGACAAAUGCACUGUGUAGAACUACUUUGUGAUUUAAGCAACAGUCUUUAUGUGAAGUGUUGAAUGUUAUUGUCUGAGUAGCAUCUCUAAUUCUAGCAUUGGUUUCUUUUUCUGUUUCAUAAAACUAGUGCCACACACUUGUGCAGGACACUGCUCUACAAGGCAUUACCAAAGGGAGAAAAGUUGCUAUUUAACUCUGCUGUCUCGUACUGUGAUCACUUUUCAUCUCAUUUCCACCUAGUAAUCAUUCACGACUUUCUGACUUAAAAGUGGGAUAAGUGUUGUAGGAAAGACCAUGCUAUGACUGUACCACUAAAACAUACAGUGCAACCAAUGCGAGGUACCCAUUCACGGUGACAUAUUUGUUCUCUCUCAGGCCUCUGCCCACAAUAUCUUAAAUACUAGUACAACCAAGAAUCAGCCAAGCAUCUUUUUCACCUAGUGGAGACAGACUCAGAUAUCAAUCACCCUUGUUACUGUCCAUAUUUAAUAACCAAAAAUAAGGUUGUGGUGUCUGGGCCAUCCCACCCCACCCCCACCACUCACUUCUCACUUUAUAUAAAAUCGGAAUUCUGUAAAUGCCGGUAAGUUAUUUCCUGGAGAAUGCCUUUGUGUUGCAGUACACUGUGCAAGUACAGACAAUAAAGUUUAUUCCGAGAGGCUUGGGAUCAAUGCAUCAUCAGAGUAAGGGGCCCCGUUCUGAACAUGUAAAAUGAGCGUGCGCCUAUGUGAAGCUGCAGGAGGAAGACGAUUGAUGUAGCAUCCUCCCUCGUGUUUGACUCAAAAGAUGUAGGUUAAGGAAAAGUGAACAGAGAGAGACAGAGUGUAUGAUGUACUAUAAUAUAUUGCAGCUUCAAAAAAAAAUUUUUUUUGCACAUGAAUGUGCAUUUCAAGAACAAGUUUCUCUUUUGUACAGGUCUAUGUAAGUGAGUGACUGUAGAACGCCGCUGUAUAGUAAGUAAAAAUACAAAAAAAAAAUCCAUUAAACAUGCACCACUCUGCC
This is a messenger RNA of Rhincodon typus (whale shark), 2797 nucleotides long. RefSeq names its product transducin-like enhancer protein 1. Gene Ontology annotation, cellular component: transcription regulator complex; nucleus. Gene Ontology annotation, molecular function: transcription corepressor activity; protein binding. The transcript is spliced from 10 exons. Gene Ontology annotation, biological process: regulation of DNA-templated transcription; negative regulation of canonical Wnt signaling pathway. Bases 1 to 1386 code for a protein of 461 amino acids. NCBI's taxonomy places the organism in Eukaryota, Metazoa, Chordata, Chondrichthyes, Orectolobiformes, Rhincodontidae. The record is from RefSeq and is a predicted model, not a curated record.